CUCCCGACCAAAAAGGGCCCCACAAAAGGCCCGACGGGGCAUGCGCAGGGCCCGGGGAGCCAGGGCGCGCUUGGGUGGCUGGCGGAGGUGCGGGGCUGGGGCGCGGGGAGGUCUCUGCACGCGAGAGGGCUUGGGGGUGGGUGGCCGCCCGGUGCCUCUGGGCCGAGAUCGGUAAAGGUGCUGCCUCCUGCCUCGCCAUGACGGCGUCUCCCGACUACCUGGUGAUCCUCUUCGGGGCCACGGCGGGGGCCAACGGGGCUAGGCUGGGGUCCGACGAGAGGGAGUUGGUCCAGCUGCUGUGGAAGGUGGUGGAUCUGGCUCAGAAGAAGGUGGGAAACCUUUACGAAGUACUGAUCAAACCUGAUCUUUUGGAGCUGACGGAGGAAUGCCAAGAAGAAACCCAAAACACGUUGGACAGCCUGACCCUGGCCGUGCAGCUGGAGCAAGCUCUGAGACAGUUUAACCAGUCUGUGAGCAAUGAACUAAAUAUUGGUGUUGGUACUUCAUUCUGUCUCUGCACUGAUGGGCAGCUUCAUAUCAGGCAGGUUCUGCACCCUGAAGCUUCCAAAAAGAAUAUCUUGUUGCCUGAAUGUUUCUACUCAUUUUUUGAUCUCCGAAAAGAAUUCAAGAAAUGUUGCCCAGGCUCACCUGAAAUUGACAAGCUGGAUGCUAAAACCAUGGCAGAGCAUCUUAAUCUUGACGGGAACAAUCCAGUGCAGCGUUUUGGUAUAUCUCAAGUGGAAGAUAUGGCAAAUGUCAUCUUAACUCUAAUUUCUGAACCAUACAAUCACAGAUUUUCAGAUCCAGAAAGAGUAAACUACAAAUUUGAAAGUGGAACCUGCAGCAAGAUGGAACUUGUAGAUGAUAAUACCAUAAUCCGAGCAAGAGGUUUACCAUGGCAAUCAUCUGACCAGGAUAUUGCUAGAUUCUUCAAAGGCUUAAACAUUGCCAAAGGAGGGGCUGCACUUUGCCUUAAUGCCCAAGGCAGACGCAAUGGGGAAGCUCUUGUCAGGUUUGUGAGUGAAGAACACAGAGAUCUCGCCCUGCAAAGACACAAGCAUCACAUGGGGAACCGGUACAUUGAGGUGUACAAAGCAACAGGUGAAGACUUUCUCAAAAUUGCAGGAGGCACAUCCAAUGAAGUAGCUCAGUUCUUGUCAAAAGAGAACCAAGUGAUUGUUCGGAUGCGGGGUCUCCCCUUCAACGUAACAACAGAAGAAGUGUUAGCGUUUUUUGGUCAGCAUUGUCCUGUGACAGGUGGAAAGGAAGGAGUCCUCUUUGUGACGUACCCUGAUAAUCGGCCAACGGGGGAUGCAUUCGUGUUGUUUGCCUGUGAAGAAUACGCACAGAAUGCAUUAAAAAAACACAAGGACUUACUGGGUAAAAGGUACAUAGAACUUUUCCGGAGCACAGCAGCUGAGGUUCAACAGGUGUUGAACAGGUAUUCUUCUGCACCUCUGAUUCCUCUUCCAACUCCCCCUAUCCUUCCUGUACUACCUCAGCAAUAUGUACCUCCCACCAAUGUAAGGGACUGCAUACGACUACGCGGUCUUCCCUAUGCUGCCACAAUAGAGGAUAUUCUGGGAUUUCUGGGGGAGUUUUCUGCUGAUAUCAGAACUCAUGGGGUUCACAUGGUAUUAAAUCACCAGGGACGUCCAUCGGGAGAUGCUUUCAUCCAAAUGAAAUCUUCAGACCGAGCUCUUAUGGCUGCGCAGAAGUGCCAUAAGAAAACCAUGAAGGACAGAUAUGUUGAAGUCUUUCAGUGUUCUGCCGAGGAGAUGAACUUUGUGUUAAUGGGGGGCACUUUAAAUCGAAAUGGCUUAUCCCCGCCACCAUGUAAGUUACCAUGUAUUUCUCCACCUUCAUAUACAUUUCCAGCUCCCACAGCAGUAAUCCCAACAGAAGCUGCCCUGUACCAACCAUCUGUGCUUCUCAAUCCACGGACACUUCAGCCCUCCACUGCAUACUAUCCAGCUGGCACUCAGCUCUUCAUGAACUACACAGCAUACUACCCCAGUAUGCAGCAACGAAUGGAUCUGUACACACAGAUGAGUCGGCCAGGUCAGUGCCCAAAGAAUGGAUAUGUCUUUAAAGGUCCAAGCAGUUAGAUUGUCUUAACAAAGAUUCUCCCUGACAUCCUGAACAAUGUCAACCAGCAAAAAUGGAGUUCCACGUCAACUAAAACAGUCUGCUGCAAGAAAAGUUGCCACUGUUGUGGAUACCUGCCUGUGUCUUUUUUAAAAAGUAGCAAAUGCAUGCACACUUGAUGCACUCCACUUAUGCAAGCUUGCCAUUAAAGUUGUUUAAACUAUUACCACGUAGGAGCACAAUUGCCAAAUGCACAAGAAAGAGCUGGGUAUCCCCCCCCCCCCGCACUGCCAAUAUUCAAGAUGUUAAAAUAUUCUCCCAUCACAAAAAGAGUAAUGAUUGGAGAUCAGGACACUAUGAAAUUGUUAGAACAGCAUACUAAACCAGUGUUUUUUUUUCUUUAUUUGCACACAUAUACAUUGAUUUUUUUUUUAUAAAACAGAAAGGGCUUUAGUGCCCUUUAGCUUUUUAUUAAAAAGUUUGCUUGUUUUGUAUAUAUUUAUUUGUUUAGAAAAAGGACUCAGAUUCAAGACAGGCUUACUUGACAGUGCAGAAAUGAUUAAGAGUGAAAAAUAGAAUACUUUGCAGAAAAAAAUAUUGUAACAUUUUGUAAAGAGAAAUUAUAUAUAUAUAUGAAAAUAAUGCGCUGAACUUGUAUAUUGCACAUAUGACUACUGUAUAUUUAAAUAACUCAUAGCUGAAUCUAAUGAGGGAUUGUCAUAGUGCACAAGAAAGAUGCACAAAGCCCCCAGUUCUGCUCUUCCACAACACCUGUGAUACAUAUGAAGCUAUUGCUUGUAAAAACUACGUUGUAUUGAAUUCUAGUGGGGAGAAAUCACUCACAUGCAAUAUUUGCCUACAGUGGUUUUGCCUGUGGAAGAAGUAAUUACAAUGAACAGCCUUAGGCUUCGUUUAAGAUUACUGGGAAUCUAUAGGCCAGGGACCCUCAUUUGAACUUUUAGUACUUGACUUCUCUGCUGAGAUCAAGGCUGAAUUGUUAAUCAAAUGCAUAGUGGUUUUCAUAGGAAAAAAACUGUUAUCACUUCUAUAGAACUGAGCUAUCCUACAUGGAUUCUGUACCAUCCUGCUAUGUGGAUGCUCCGCUCCUUGACUUUCCAACUUCUGUUGCAUUCACGUCUUCCACAAGUAUUAAACUGUUUUAAAUCCA
Messenger RNA from Eublepharis macularius, 3256 nucleotides. It is a transcript of the gene ESRP1, whose product is annotated as epithelial splicing regulatory protein 1. The transcript is spliced from 15 exons. The record is from RefSeq and is a predicted model, not a curated record. Gene Ontology annotation, molecular function: RNA binding. The coding region runs from base 198 to 2108 and encodes 636 amino acids. Gene Ontology annotation, cellular component: ribonucleoprotein complex. Lineage: Eukaryota; Metazoa; Chordata; Lepidosauria; Squamata; Eublepharidae.